Messenger RNA from Aspergillus pseudotamarii, 1543 nucleotides. Its product is annotated as 3-oxo-5-alpha-steroid 4-dehydrogenase family protein. Gene Ontology annotation, molecular function: oxidoreductase activity, acting on the CH-CH group of donors. Gene Ontology annotation, biological process: lipid metabolic process. The coding region runs from base 372 to 1415 and encodes 347 amino acids. Lineage: Eukaryota; Fungi; Ascomycota; Eurotiomycetes; Eurotiales; Aspergillaceae. The transcript is spliced from 2 exons. The record is from RefSeq and is a predicted model, not a curated record.
CUAUUUCGGUACCUCGCAGAUAGGCGAGAGCUUACUAGUAGUAGUACUAGUACUAGUACUAGUAGUAUACCAGGUAUACCCCGGAAAGGCUCCACUUAAGAUCUUCGCAUCCUUUGGGUUUGAUAUGGAAAUCUCAGAUUGCAGAUUUAAGAGGGAAAACAUACAGUGGAAGUAAACAUAGGGAGGGCCACGCUAAUCCCUAUAGAGAAGAUCGACAGACUUUCUUUUUCAACAAUCGAAACAAACAUCCGAGUUUAUUUACUGCCAACCCUGACAUCUAUAUUGUGACCUCAACAUCAGUCAGUCACCAAUUUCUUCCUUUUCUUCCACUCCAACCCCCCCUUCAUUCACCACGAAUUAACAAAUAAACAAUGGGACCAACCAUCUUAACCCUUAAUUCCCUCCCGCCCCUCCAGGAUCUCCUCCACCCGACCCCAGAAACAUACUCCCAAAUCCUCACCAUCUGGCAAUACUUCGCCGGCUUCACAAUAGUCCUAUGGCUAACCACCUGGUUCCCAAUGGGUAAAACAUCCCUAAAAUCCUCCAUCUUCAAUGUCCCCGGCCGCCUCGCCUGGACCUCCAUGGAACUCAUAGCGCCCCUAAACCUCAUCUACGUGAUGAAAGCCCUCGUCGCAAAACUCAACACGGACCUCACGUCCCUACCGCUCCCGAAUCAGAUCAUCGCCGCGCUGUAUCUCAUCCACUAUGCCAAUCGCGCCGUCAUCUCCCCGCUGUUCGCGGCCCCGAGCAUGUCCCCCAUCCAUGCUCUUAUCGCCGUCAGCGGUCUAGCGUUCAACUGGAUUAAUUCGACUUGUCUUGCUGCGUGGCUGGUGGGGUACCAUGUCCCUGUUACCGGGUAUCGAACGGAUGAGUUUGGUGGUCUGGGUGAUGGUACCAGACCAGCGAUCUCAGAUUAUCUCCCCUACAUAGGAUUCAUCCUCUUUUUCGUCGGGAUGACAGGGAACAUCAUCUCCGAACGAACAUUCUUCCGACUCCGCCGCGAAGAAGCAAACAAACUGUACACUCAGAAAGACCAUUCAAAGAAUCCCGGGAACAAGUACUCCAAGGUCUACGUCAUCCCGCCCGCAAAGGGCCUUUUUCGAUUCAUCCUCUACCCGCAUUACGUCUUUGAAUGGCUCGAGUGGACUGGUUUCAUCCUCGUGGGUACGGCGGUGUAUCCUGCGUCUGGUGCGGUUGGACCUGAUAUGAGACUUGUGCCGUGGUUGCGCCCUGCGGCUGCAUUGGCGGAGAGGCUGCGGGUGCCGUUGCCGUUGCCGGCGGUCGUUUUUGUGGUGAAUGUUGUGACUUCGAUGGUGCCUCAGGCGAGGUUGGGGAAGAGGUGGUAUUUGGGCCGGUUUGGGAAGGACAAGGUUGCUGGGAGGGGCGCGGUAGUGCCUUUUUUGGGAUGGUUGUAGUUUAGAUCUAUGAUUUGAUUACUGCUGGUUCUUAUACAGGACUGAAUAUACUACGUAAUAGCUUCUUUAAAGUUGGGUGCAAUCAGUUAUCAGGUGGUGUGAUAAAAGUAGAAAGAGAAGUAAAAAUC